CAACAAUCCCUUCACCUCCAUAACAAACCACUUUCACACUCUCUCUCCUCAAUUUCUUCCACUUUCUCUCUCCUCUCCUUCAAUGGCGUUCACACCUCCAUAACCACCAUGAAAACCCCUCUUCUCACUUUAAUAUUGCUAUUAAUACCACCCUUUUUCCCUCUCGUAAACUCCCGUCAAAUCUCUCCGUCGCCGGAAAACCCACCUCUAUCUCCAUCUCCGGCGACGUUCUCCUCGUUUAAACCCAGUAUCGCCGUCAUCGUGGGCGUACUAACGACUUUAUUCUCCAUCACUUUCCUCCUCCUCAUGUACGCCAAACACUGCAAACAGCGAGUCGACUCGUCGUCGGAACCCGGGUUUUAUUACAACAAUCGCGGUUUUCCGGUGACCGGAAGGAAGAAUUCCGGUAUUGACCCAGUGAUAAUCGAGAGUUUACCGGUUUUCCGGUUCGGUUCAUUGCAAGGAGAAAAGGACGGGUUAGAAUGCGCCGUUUGUUUAAACCGGUUUGAACCGGAAGAGAUUCUCCGGCUAUUACCAAAAUGUAAGCAUGCUUUUCACGUGGAGUGUGUUGACACGUGGCUCGACGCUCAUUCCACGUGUCCUCUUUGCCGGUUUCGGGUUGACCCGGAAGAUGUCCUCUUAGUGGACCGGGUCAACCCGGUUGAACCGGAUGAGUUGGGUUUGCGUUUGCCCGAGUCAACUCAUCGGGUUUCGGGUCGUCACUCGUCUGCUGGAGAAAAAGGGGGAGUUAGUGGUGGACCUAAAACGACAUCGUCAAGAAGGUCGUUAGACGGGUCAAUCACUGCCGUUGAUCGGAGAAAAGACGGGAUGUUAUUAACCGUUGAUAAAGACAGAAGAGUAGAACAUAAAAUAAUAAUAAAUCCAAGUGGGGCCCAUUACGAGAGAUGGAGUGAUGUACAGCCGUACGAUCUGUUCUAUCUACGGUCAGAGAUGUUGAUGAAUGAGGGCCGUCGAUCAAAGCGGGUGUAUGGUAAUUAUCAUGGGGUGAGGAUGCAAGGGAUAAUUAAUAAUGGCAGAAGUGUAAUUAAUGAGAGAAGUGUGUCGGAAAUCACGGGGUUAAGCAGGUUUUCGAGCAGAAAUACAGGAAAUGGUGGUAAUGAGGAGAGAGAAAGAGAGAGACAUAAUGGGGCGAUUGCCAGGUGGAUGGCUUGGAUUUCUCAAUCUAGGCCAGCUGUACGGUCGGGAGCUUAACUUGUGUUCAUAAAUUUUAGGACCUUGGAUAAAUUUUAUUUUAUUUUAUUUUAUUUUUUUAUUUUUCUCAAAAUUUUGGAGGUAAUAGAUUUUUAGUUUGGGUCCCACGUAUUAAAUUAUCUCUUUAACUGGUUUAGGGUGAAAAAAAAAAAUAUUCUGAGAGGAGAGUGUUAAAUUUAGGUGGGAAAUAUAAUUACUGUAUUAUGGAUUUUUUUAAGAGGGAAAUUUAUUAUGGAGUAGUUUGUACUGUAAUAGAAAGGAAAGGAAAGGAAAGGAAAAAUAUUGGAUAGAA
Chenopodium quinoa (quinoa) is the source of this 1504-nucleotide messenger RNA. RefSeq names its product RING-H2 finger protein ATL43-like. NCBI's taxonomy places the organism in Eukaryota, Viridiplantae, Streptophyta, Magnoliopsida, Caryophyllales, Amaranthaceae. The record is from RefSeq and is a predicted model, not a curated record. Bases 109 to 1212 code for a protein of 367 amino acids. The transcript has a single exon.